Fonsecaea erecta is the source of this 1332-nucleotide messenger RNA. RefSeq lists its product as hypothetical. NCBI's taxonomy places the organism in Eukaryota, Fungi, Ascomycota, Eurotiomycetes, Chaetothyriales, Herpotrichiellaceae. Gene Ontology annotation, molecular function: oxidoreductase activity, acting on the CH-CH group of donors; flavin adenine dinucleotide binding. The transcript is spliced from 2 exons. The record is from RefSeq and is a predicted model, not a curated record. The coding region runs from base 1 to 1332 and encodes 443 amino acids.
AUGUCGACCUCGAAGAACAUCAUCCCUUUCUCCGAGCCGCCCUGGCUCGCGGGCCUGCCCUCGCCCUACUACCAGGAGACGCACAAGAAGUUCCAGAAGGCGUGUCGGGCGUUCCUGGAGGAGCACCUGCUGCCCUUCGCCAUGGAGUGGGAGCGCGAGGAGACAGUGCCCGACCACCUGUUUGAGACGUUCCGCAAGCACAACAUGCUGAUCCCCAACCUGCCUGCGCCCCUGCCCGUCGAGUGGCUGCACCGCGUCGGCAUCUACGACAUCCUGGGCACCCCGAUUGAAGAGUGGGACUACCUGCACACGGGCAUCUACCUGGACGAGAUGGGCCGCGCUGGUGUCGGCGGUCCCGGCGCCUCGAUGACGGCGGGGGAUGCCUUUUGGAUCCCGGCCAUCAUCAAGUUCGGCAGCAGGGCCCUGCACGAGAAGUUCCUCCUCGAUCUGCUCCCGGGCAAGAAACGAGCCUGUAUAGCCAUCACCGAGCCUGGCGCCGGAAGUGACGUGGCCAACAUCGCGACCACGGCCAAGAAGAGCGCGGACGGAAAGCAUUACAUUAUCAACGGACAGAAGAAAUGGAUCACGAACGCCUUCUGGUCCGACUACGCCGCCAUGGCCGUCCGCACCGGUGGUCCCGGCGCCUCGGGCCUGAGCAUGAUCGUGUGCCCGCUGAAAGGCUACCCGGGUGUGACGAUGCGCCGACUCAAGGUGGCCGGCCAGAUCAGUGCCGGCACCACUUUCAUCGAGCUGGACGACGUCAAGGUUCCCGUGGAAAACCUCAUCGGCGAGGAGGGCCUGGGCAUGCGCUACGUCAUGACCAACUUCAACCACGAGCGGCUGACCAUCGCGGUGGGCGUGACGAGACAAUCGCGCGUGGCGCUGGCGGCGGCGUUUGAGUACGUCAUGAAGCGCGAGGCCUUUGGCAAGGCACUGAUCGAACAGCCGGUCGUGCGGCACCGGCUAGCCAAGGCGGGCGCCGAGCUGGAGACGAUGCAGGCGUGGGUCGAGCAGUUCCUGUACCAGAUGACGAAGCUCAGCAAGGCCGAGGCCGACGCGAAGCUCGGCGGGCUGACGGCGCUGGCCAAGGCCAAGGCCGGCAUGGUCUUCAACGAGUGCGCGCAGACGGCGGUGCUGCUGUUCGGCGGCAACGGCUACACGCGCACGGGCCAGGGCGAGAUCGCCGAGCGCAUCUACCGCGAGGUGCCCGGUGCCCGGAUCCCGGGCGGCAGCGAGGAUGUCAUGCUGGACCUGGCCAUCCGCCAGCUGGUCAAGAACUACCGGAACGCGACGCAGGCCUUGGAGCGGCCGAGCGGCAGCAGUAAGCUGUAG